Alosa alosa (allis shad) is the source of this 2739-nucleotide messenger RNA. It is a transcript of the gene samsn1b, whose product is annotated as SAM domain, SH3 domain and nuclear localisation signals 1b. Gene Ontology annotation, molecular function: protein binding. The record is from RefSeq and is a predicted model, not a curated record. The transcript has 8 exons. Bases 276 to 1217 code for a protein of 313 amino acids. NCBI's taxonomy places the organism in Eukaryota, Metazoa, Chordata, Actinopteri, Clupeiformes, Clupeidae.
AAACAAACUUCAUGAAGUAGACAAAAUCCAACUAAACAAAAGCAAACUGAACUGAAAAACAAAAGCAAACUGAACAUGCUUCAUAGAAAACCGUCAAAUGCAUCUGACAAACCAAAGAAUAAGCCGAGGAGAUCAUCCAGCUUUGGUAAAUUUGACACGUUCAGACAUCAAGCUCGCCAAUCCAAACCUGAUGAGAAUACCGUUACUGUGUCCUCUGCAGAGCCAGCAGAGACCCUGAUGUUGACCAGGCGAGACAGGGGACCAUCGGGCAGAAGAUGAAGGCCAUCUCCAUGACGAUGCGCAAGCGCAUGGGCAGGAAGUACAUCAAAGCCCUGUCGGAGGAAGCGGGGGAGGACACUGAGGGAGACCAUCAGACCGAAGGGGACGCAGGCACCGGCACCGCGCUGGCCAAAGCCCACAGGACGUCCAGCAACUCCCUGGAGAGCCUCUACAGCCUCCACAGUGGACAGAGCUCUUCCAGCGGGAUCACCAGCGGCUCAGAGGGCUUAAGCAACAGGGGCAGUGUGCGGCUGGAGGAGGAGGUCCCCUACACGGGGCAGUUCUGCGGCCGAGCCCGUGUGCACACUGACUUCCUGCCCAGUCCCUACGACAACGAGUCCCUCAGACUCAAGGUGGGGGACGUGAUUGAGGUCAUCAGCAAGCCGGCCAUGGGCAUCUGGACGGGCCUGCUGAACGGCCGCGUGGGCAGCUUCAAGUUCAUCUACGUGGACGUGCUGGUGGAGACGGAGCCGGAGCCCCGCAGAAGAGCCACGUCCCAGGGCAGGAGGCGGCGGCCGCGACCCAACACCCUGUUGGAGCUCCUCGCCUGCCUCAACCUGGAGGAACACGCCUCAUCUCUGAUGCUGAACGGAUACCAGACUGUGGACGACCUGAAGGAGCUGAAGGAGCAGCACCUGAUCGAGCUGAACAUGACCGAUCCAGAGCACCGCCACCGACUGCUGGCCGCCACAGAGUGUCUGCACGAGCCAGAGCCCAAUGCCCUGAAAGAUGGCGAGGCUAGCGAGGAGCCCACGUCUCCAUCUGAGGCCCAGGAGGCGGAGUUGGAGAAGGCGGAGUCUAAGGAGGCAGAGUCUAAGGACUGUCCGCGCGACUCGGGGUGCUACAUCCCCUCCGACGUCUCAGACAGCACCAGCAGCAGCAGCAGGGACGACUCGGUCAACCUUGUAGCGCUCAACACCUCACCAGCAGAGGCCUGACACCUCAACAUGCCCACACACACGCACACACACACACACACCCAUAACAUGCACACAUACAAACACAUAGACACACACUCACCACACCCAUAAGAUGCAGACGAGACUCUCAAGCGCGCUGGCCUGUUCUCUCCAUCCGCUGCGGUCUCCUCGGCUGGACCCGCUGCAGCUCCAACACCACAUGGCUGGACUGUCCUUCUGUUGUAGGUCCCCAAACACACACACACACGUCGACCCCCAAACACUCACACACCUCCACACACACACCUCGGCUCCUCGGCUGGACCCGCUGCAGCUCCAACACCACAUAGCUGAACUGAACACCACAUGGCUGAACUGAACACCACAUGGCUGGACUGAACACCGCAUGGCUGGACUGAACAUCACAUGGCUGGACUGUCCCUCUGUUGUAGCAUCACAUGGCUGGACUGUCCUUCUGUUGUAGCAUCACAUGGCUGGACUGUCCUUCUGUUGUAGCAUCACGUGGCUGGACUGUCCUGCUGUAGCAUCACAUGUCUGGACUGUCCUGCUGUAGCAUCACAUGGCUGGACUGUCCUGUUGUAGCAUUUGAUUGUUGUACUGUGCGGUUGCUUUUUCUAUGUUACUUGUGCACCGUCUAUUAGCAUGUGGCUCUGCACCCCAUAAUAACCCUAACUCUGCACCCCAUGCCGUGUAAGAUUUAGAAGCAUUUCAGUUAAAGAGUUAUUUGUUUUGGUGGACAUGUCUAUAGGCAGGAAAUGUUCAGUUAUUGGUUAUUUCUUCUUUAGAGACUUCAGUGUGGUGUUCAUUGCAAUAGGAAACACACACACACUCAGUUCAGAGGUCAUCAGUUCAGAGGCCACCUGAUUGACUGUCACCUGGAGGACUGAAUCACCCUGAACCCAAAGCAGCUCUGUGCAAAUUAGGGUGCAUAUCAGGGUUCAUAUCAGGGUCCUUAUCUGGGUGCAUAUCAGGGUCCAUAUCAGGGUCCUUAUCUGGGUGCAUAUCAGGGUCCUUAUCUGAGUGCAUAUCAGGGUGCAUAUCAGGGUCCUUAUCUGGGUCCAAAGCAGCUCUGUGCAAAUAUCUGUCUUUGUAGUCUUGGCCAAAUGCAUGACUGAGACCAACCUGUUAUAUUUUAUGUAUCAAAUAAAUAUUAUGAAUGGUCAUAACAUACUACAGUUCAUGGGCGGGUGAAAAGUUUGCUUGUCACUGUGUGGUGGAUGUUCUUCAUGUUGUGCAGGCAGACACGGAAUAUGAUAGAUAGAUAGAAAGAUACUUUAUACGGAAUAAAGCCUCAUUCAUCAGUUAAGACGCAAUCAGAGCUCAACGCUACGUGUUUUUAUUCAAUAAGAUGCUCAAAAGAAUCCAGGGGCUUUUUUAUCAUCAGAGAAUGUUUAUCAUCUUUAGCAUGAUCUACCUAUCUAAGCAAGAAAUAGACAUUGUUGGCAUGAUCUACUUCUCUAAGCAAGACAUGGACAUUAUUAGCAGGAUCUACUUCUCUAAGCAAGACAUGGACAUUAUUAGCAGGAUCUACCUGCUGUAU